Arabidopsis arenosa is the source of this 719-nucleotide messenger RNA. Lineage: Eukaryota; Viridiplantae; Streptophyta; Magnoliopsida; Brassicales; Brassicaceae. The record is from the annotation of a GenBank genome assembly.
CACGCAGCUACGAAACCUUCCUCAAGAAAAAAACCGAUUCUCUACAAAGAUCGUCGUUUGAUUACUUUCAACUACUUGAUCAAUCCAUACUGAGACGAUGCCGAAGAACAAAGGAAAGGGAGGAAAGAACAGGAAGAGAGGAAAGAACGAAGCUGAUGACGAGAAGCGUGAGCUUAUUUUUAAAGAAGAUGGGCAAGAGUAUGCACAAGUUCUUCGUAUGCUCGGUAAUGGCCGUUGUGACGUUAUGUGCAUUGAUGGUGUUAAACGUCUUUGCCAUAUCCGUGGUAAGAUGCAUAAGAAGGUUUGGAUUGCUGCUGGUGACAUCAUACUUGUUGGUCUGAGGGAUUACCAGGAUGACAAAGCUGAUGUUAUCCUCAAGUAUAUGUCUGAUGAGGCUAGACUUCUCAAGGCGUAUGGCGAGCUUCCCGAGAAUACUCGUCUUAAUGAAGGUAUUGUUGGUGAUCUUGAUGAAGAUGAAGAGAAUGCGGGUGAUGAUUACAUUGAGUUUGAGGACGAGGAUAUUGAUAGGAUCUAAGUUUGUUUGGUUGGCCUAGUUCCAGCUUGUAUUAUCAAAUUUGAGACACAUAUCUUCUUAGAAACAGAAGAUUUGAUGUUUACAUUACUCUUAAAAUACUCUGCAAUUGUUAUGUAUUUCUGGGGUUUCCAGUUUCUUAUCCCUUACUACUGGUUGAUUCUCCAAAUAAUUUACAGAAUGUUGU